This is a messenger RNA of Varroa destructor (honeybee mite), 4459 nucleotides long. Its product is annotated as SH2/SH3 adapter protein dreadlocks-like. Gene Ontology annotation, cellular component: cytoplasm. The record is from RefSeq and is a predicted model, not a curated record. Gene Ontology annotation, biological process: ephrin receptor signaling pathway; cell migration. Lineage: Eukaryota; Metazoa; Arthropoda; Arachnida; Mesostigmata; Varroidae. Gene Ontology annotation, molecular function: receptor tyrosine kinase binding; signaling adaptor activity.
CAAACAGACAACGGAACACCACAUUCGUCUUCUGGAGAAGGAUCACUCCGGAACGACGAUUACGGUUAACCAGAAUGACGACCGCCGAGGAGCAGUAUGUCGUUGCCAAAUACGACUAUGCGGCGCAGGGCUCACAGGAGUUGGAUCUACGGAAAGGAGAUAAAUUGCUCUUAAUUGAUGACUCGAAACAUUGGUGGAAAGUGCAAAACGCCCGGGGGCAGGCCGGCUUCGUGCCCUCGAACUACGUGAAGCGUGAGAAGCCCUCGCUCUUCGACAGUAUCCGAAGGCGCGUCGCCAAGGACAAGGAGGCCGGCAAGGAUGGCAAGGACUCCACAGGACAACAUAGGGAGCGAUCUGCAGCCCGGCAAGCUCGGCCAAGCCCCCCUGGGACUGCCCAUGGGCCUUCAGGACCUCCUGGUCCUCACGGAGCACCACAUCAACUGAUCAGCCUAGAGGACACUAAGCCUGUCGGAUAUGCAACAGUCAGGUACAACUACGAAGCUAAGCAAGCAGAUGAAAUUUCUUUAAUAAAAGGGGGGCGGGUUGCGGUCCUUGAGAAGUCCUCGGACGGCUGGUGGCGAGGUGAACAUCAAGGUAGAUUAGGAUGGUUCCCCUCCAACUAUGUCAACCCAGCAGGCGCCGAAGAGUCUUCAGCUGGCGGACACGCCGGUAGCCAACCUCGAUCAAAAACCGCUACCCUCGAAGCUCCUUACGUAAACCUGGCGGGUCAGGAAGACGGCUAUGUGAAUGUGGCCCAAGUGGGCGUCAGCAGUGCACCCAUCUUGGAUGUGGUCAUUGCCCUGUAUUCGUUCGAGGCGCAAAAUGAGGAAGAACUGUCGUUCUCAAAAGCGGAAAGAUUGCACAUAGUUGAUAAGCCUGCAGAUGAUCCAGACUGGUGGAUGGCAGUCAACUCAACGGGGCAGUCCGGCCUGGUGCCGAAGAACUACGUUCAAGUGGAACAAACAAAGAAUGGAACUGGAGGACAGCUCCUUCCGGAUAUUCAACAGCCGUGGUACUACGGCCAAAUCACACGAAGUGAAUGUGACCAGUUGCUGAGCCAGUUUGGCGUUGAUGGAGACUUUCUCGUUCGCGUUUCGGAAACGAAUGUCGGUGAUCUCUCUGUUUCAAUGAAGGCACCGGGACGGAACAAGCACUUCAAGGUUCACGUAGAAGGCAGCACGUACCGAAUAGGUCAGCGUAAGUUUAACACCCUGACGGACUUGGUGGAGCACUACAAGAAAUCGCCUAUCUACACAAGCCCGCAGGGGGACAAGCUCUACCUCGUGAAGGCGUUCAAAAGACCUUAGUCGCCGCAUCAGCGAUAAGACCAAUAAUAAUGAUCAUAUGACAAUAACACGAUUUGUGGUGAUGAUAAUAAUAUAUAUUAUCAUCAUUAUUACAGACUGCGUACCCCCCGCUGUCGCUGCUUACAGCCAUGACUUUUUACAGCUACAGGUAUUUGUGCAGCAUUCAAUUAAACGGAUUUCAGUCAGACCUACACACACGCAACAGUGAUAUAUAUUGCUUUGGCUGUAUUUUGUCACUUAACACUGCUGGCCAUUACGAGAAGCUUACAGUUUUCCGCUCGUGAAAAUCAGCGAGUUGUAGUGAUUGAGUAAAUGUGGAUAAUACAAUAGAUUCCGGUGCACCACAGCCAGCGCUUGUAGGAACUCGACGAUUUCUUCCAAGUGUAAUUGAAUAGAGCUUAGAAGAAAUUCAAGUGUGUUCCAAUUUUAUCACACCCGCUUCAGUUGAUUCGACUGUUAAUGAACGUGUGUACGUGUAAACUGGUGUAUAAUGUAGGCAGCCAAGAUUAGCUUACCAGGGUCGUCAAUGUCAUACAAAUGGGUUAGGCUAGUUGCUGGGAAGAGAGAAAAACACUUAUGCACGAUGACCCAAGUACUACUAUAGUGCUUUUAUCUCUGACUAUCGGUGUAAAGGAAAGCUCAUUUAGCGUCAAUGCAAACGAGAUAGUAGGUCAUGGUCAAAGCUAGGGGUCUUUUUUUCAUCUUCGAGACACUCGUAUUCUGAGUAAUUGUGAUGCCUAUUUUUACGAUAAAAUCAAUUCUACAAUGAUUGAAGCAUGUGCCAUUACUCUACGCCCCACUUGCAAUGUGAGCAAUUAGCGAGCAUUUGCAUACGAUGUGGAUUACGGAUUGGCCUAUAGACCAGGCGUAAAUGAUCUCGGCGGCCUCUGAAGCGCAUGCACUCACGCGUACGAAAACAUCUUAUAUGAUGAGAGCUUAGGGCAAAUUAAGUCUUCAGAGUCCUAAAAAAGGACGACAGUUUGCAUAUCUAGCUACAAUAAUGCUAAAUAUAAUUGGAGACUUCAAAUCAUAUCUAUAGCAAACGGAGUAAACGAUGCUAAUAUGAUUAGACUUGGUUCGCCGUUGGUCACAAACAAGCGAGAAAACAGGCCAAAAACUACGUCAAAAGGGUAGUCCAAGGAUCCAGGAAAAGAUUCUACGAGGAGAGAUUUGGUACUAGUUAUAGCGGCUCUAGAUGGGUUGUCGAGUAACCCGAACAUUUUCAAACAAUCCAAGUGCGAGCUAAUGAACAAGUUAUAAUACAUUAUACGACAGUACAGAAAUAUUUUCUUUUGUCCUAGAGGUUAUGACAAGAUUAUAGUCAUCUAAUGGCAACUGCGGAGUGCAAAUUAACAGCAACAAUAUACUAAGUAUACGAUAUGAUAAACUCACUGAAGUUACCGAGGGCAUCAUCACGGUAGAAACAACAAAUGUACGUUAAUUAUAUUGUAUAUGAACGAUGACAAAAUGACAAUAGGGAUGGUCGACGAAGGACUUCAGUCGACAUAUAAAAUAAAGCUUUGUAGUUACAAGCAGCCAGCAAACACCAUAGAUCUAUCUAUAAAUAUGAAAAAAAGAAAUACAAAUAUAUACUAUUGAGGUACAAUAUUUAGAAAAGGCAGUAAUAUUAUUAGUAUUAUGUAGUAUUUACUGUGUUGAAAGGGAGUGUAUUUUGGUGAGAAUAAUAAAGGGAAUAAUAAAAUAGUAGAAUCUAAUAAAAAGAUUUGCCCGUAGAACGAAGGAAGCAGUUAAGUUAUUUAUGCCGUUUUGUUCUGAUUACGAGCUAAGAAACGGCGGGAAAGGAUAGCCAUUCUCGUUUUGGUGAACAUCGCAUUUGUAAUUUGCGGACAAUAUCGAUGCUUUUUAUAUGUAACUUACGAGAAGUUAAUCGAAACAUACACAUGUAUACCAUGAGGACAACGAUGCUUGAAUGGAACUACAAGUGGUAAGCGGCAAGCUAAAAUCGAGAUGGGGAGAUCCGUAUUAAUGGUUGCUGCUACUGGCAGAUUAUCGCAUUAUUGCUUAAGCAGCAACCGCAACUGAAGCGUGAGCUUCUUAAAAUCUCAUAACUGUGAAUUUGAUCUUAAGACUUCGAGUCCUAAAAAUACUUACAGACCUAUGUGCACCUACUUCGAAUUAUGCAGGCACAAAGUUGACCCGCUGUGCAACAACUAGACGAAAUCAUCAUAGAUCGUUAUAUUUAAAUACGCUAAAAUGAAUGAUGGAGAAUAGACUAAGAGCUGCAGAAUCAACAAACGUAAUUGUCUUUUUUAAAAAUAGCAAGGAAAACGACCAGCAAACAAGUCUGAAUACGUAAAAAAACGUAUUCUGGCGGCCGUAUGAAUGACCACAGCCGCCGAUAUUAGUCAUACUACUGAAUAAGGCAGUGACGUAAGGUUUUGAAAGGAGAACACAGGAACACGAUCAGAUUUUAAUGGCAAUGAGUAAUCAAGGAAUGGGCUAACUGGAAUAACGGAAUAUUACCGCUGACAAAUCGGCGAUAUGUAUGUUGACGCUGGGCAAAGACGAAAACGAGAUACCUUACUAGACAUUGUCUUUGCGGCUGCCCCUAUUGAGCUAUUGCAGCUAUUGAGAAUAUCCUACGUCUCUCUCAUCUUGAUACAAGGAGGAGGCUAAGCAGGAUGACACACAAAACUAAAUAACGUAUUGCGUCGUAUCAAGGAAGAGGCGGAGUAAGGCUAAGGACCUAGUAUAUAUAUAUACAUGCCGUAAAAAGUAGGACAUAUCGAAAGUGUCUAUGGUGCCAAACACCAAACAGGCUGUGUUGCCAACGUACACAGCAAUGCACAUCGCUCUGCACGGCUGGGGUCUUCUUCGGUCAUCAUCGGAUCAGAGCUGUUCGUGUGCAAAGAUGGCUAUGUUGACCGAAGGCGUACCCCAGGGUGCGGCCCCGCUGUGCUAUUAUGAAUGGACGUCUGAGCGGGAAUGUCCACUCGCGACUGCUGAUUCAGAGCGCGGUGUUCCUUCUAUGAUUGAGUCAUUACUACAACUAUUAUUAUUACUAUCAUUAUUAUUAAUAUACAUUAUGCGAGACAAGGCAAAAUAAUAGGUUUUACCGAACUAAUAAUGCGAAAGAUUAUAUAAAAAUUAUAUAUAUACAUAUAUAUGAUUAUAUAAAAAAAUAUAUACAU